AUGCAUGAGGUCAACGCGAAGUGCGCGCGCGAGGCUCGAGGUACGAGCCAUGAGGCUAUCUAUCGCGUCGGUGUAAACACAACACGUCGCCGAUUUGGGAUCGUGGCGCUGGACUUGAGAUCUUCUAUCACUGCCUUGUAUAAGGCGUUCUCACCAUGGCUUCCUUGGAACUCAGGGGGCGACCCCGCUGUCGUCGUUGGUGGAAGCACCACAGAUGGACUCUUGGCCAUCGACGUAGAACAGGGCCUGCCAGUGCAUGAUCAUCUUGCGGUUCCGCAAUGGACAUCUCGAGCGGGGGAUUCCUACCAACCGAGUGGGAGUACGACGGCCGCGGCCUCAAUUGUAACAUCGAAUGCUCAUGACGCGCCGGGAGACAAGACCGAAGGCGACCCGCAUGACAAGGCAGAGGGAGACCCGCAUAACAGGGUCGAGGGAGCCCCGCGCGACAAGGUCGAGGGAGACCUGCACGAUAGGGUUGAGGAAGACCUGCGCGACAGGAUCGAGGAAGUCGCGCGUGACAGGAUCGAGGAAGUCGUGCGCGACGGGGUCGAGGAAGUCGUGCGCGACAGGGUUGAGGGAGACCUGCAUAACAAGCUUGAUAGUGAGCAGGAUAAAUCCGAUACCAAGCAGGAAGAUAGCAAGUUCACCCCCGCCCCAGUUUCCACGGGAUUGCGGGACCUCUGGAGCAUUUGUGCUGAGAAGGUCUGGCAUCACGAGGAGAACGUCGUGAGGAAGUGGAAGGAUAACAUCUCCACCCUGCUCGUUUUCGUAAGCUUUAUCGUCGCAUUCUACCCGAUGCUCCGUCCCGAUCCCCAGACUGAAGUCCUUCUCAUCAUCUCGGCGCAGCUAGGCGCAGGAUCGUACAAGUUGACGGACCAGCAGCAGGCAUCGCUGAACGAUGCUGCCGCUACCGGAAUCGCAUCGUCGUCGACCAAAUUCACCAGUUCGAUGUGGUUCGCGUCGAUGAUCUGUGGUAUCAGCACUGCCUCGGUCGCCAUUGCCGUCGGACAGUGGCUACAUCAUCACCUCGAUCGCCCAUCAGUUAUGUCGCAGAAGAGCGUACAGACCUGGUGGUAUCGUCACCAGGCACUCAAGAAGUGGCAAGUCCACCUUAUCAUCGAUGCUCUGUCCUUCAUGCUGCAGCUCUCCAUGGUCCUGUUCAUCGUUGGUCUCUUACGGCAAUUGUGGACAUUAAACCUGACCGUCGCCGCCGUUUCCACAACCAUGUUCGUGCUAUUCGUGGCGCCGACGAUCAUCAGCGUUUUUGUCCCUGCCUUCGCUCCGGAUUGCCCUUAUAAGUCACGCACCGCUUGGCUAAUCUUCUGGAUCUUUCGAUCUAUAUGGCAAGCGCAAUGGUACGUCAAGGCGAGGAAAGUCGCCAACUGGCGAGAGUUUGAAGAUUACUCGAUGCGUACCGUCACGCCCACAGAAGGCAGUCAAAAGGAUAUUAUGAUACUUGCCGCCGCGGAUGAAGUCAUUAUGGACGAAGAGCUCCUGACCGCAGUAGUCCAGCCUUGGAUCCAGCAAAAUCGUUUCGACACCACUUUUCCAGUAUUGUGUCGCAUCUUGGAGCAUAGAGCCCACGAAAUUGACCCAAGACCCGAUGCGCCCUGGCCGCAGCUCAAAUGGACCUCCGUCAGACAAGAUUCCGCCGCGAUCAUCGCAAUGGCGAUGCUAUGCGUACACCUUCUUUCUAAUAAAAAAGACUUUCCGUCUGGUGACGCGAAAGUGAGCCGUAUCAUGGACCAUCUCUUACACCUUGUUCAUGUCAUGCCGCUCACUGACGCGGCAAUCGAGGUCUGCGAACAAGCAACCAAUGUCCUUAGUAGGAUCCCCCAAUCUUGGGGCUAUGGCAUCCAGCAAAAACAACUCAUUCCAGUGUUGAUUGAACUCGCCCCAGAUGCAGACGGGUGCUUUUUGGAGUAUGUUGUGCCAACAUGGAUAGAAAAGAUCGAUCCCAAGGAGGUGGCGACGGCGCUCACUAUUGUGCAGCUGUUGCGAGACAAUAAACAUUUGAAAGAGGGUCACGCAGACCACGCCAUGGCGAAAAUAAUCCUGACUCUUUCCGCUAAGGCCGAACAUGGACCCGUUCAAUUGCUUCUUCUGGAUGAACUCAGAGUGUCUCUGAAGGGCAUGCCGAUGAGAAAGCAGCCUGAUGCAUACUGCGCACUCAUCAAGACAAUAAUAGUAGGCGGCGCGCUCCUUAAGGAAGAGCGGGAGAAACGCAUAGAUAUUGCUUAUACUUUCAAGUAUAAGUUCCCAGUGGGCGUCGACGAUGUGAAAGCAUUGCUCUUGCUCUUGUCUCCGGAUAGCGAGCUCAAGGUCACAGACAUGCUCAAGCUGUCAUCGACAGCGUUCAAUCUCGCUAGGGGUCUCUCUCCUUCCGAAGCUGUCGACGUUGUUCCUGCUGUGUAUGCAGCGAUCACUGCCGUAUCCGAAUACCUCGGUCUGCCCGAUACACACUUCACUCAGCGCAAGCUCCAGGAGUCAAAUGCGGUGAUAUUGUUCGAUUCUCUUUUCAGAGCGAUAGAUGGACUUUUCAGGACUCAUAGUCGCUUGGUAAAUCAAGAGGUUGUCGACUCAUUCGCGACUCUUAGUGGUGUGCCUGGUUCGGAACUAUUCCUCCAGCAGUCGGACAAAGAAAGGUGCAGUGCCAAGACAUCGGCCAUAAAAAGGCUCGAGAAUAUGCGUGAGCGCUUGGCGCAGAACCACAAUUGUCCAGCUUACCAGACGUCUAUCGGUGAACCAACUAUCGCGGAGAGAUAUCCUGAGGGCGAUGUAUGGAGGAGCAGUGUCGCGAACGCCAGAGGCUACGCGCUGCUUGGGUUUGAAGUCUCAAAGGGUAGAAGGGCGUUUCUGGUGACCUCCGACGCAAUGCGUGGCGAGAUCACAGGAUCAACUCCUCAUAAAGAAGCUCCGGAACAGCAUAAACGCUCCAAAAAGUAA
This is a messenger RNA of Postia placenta MAD-698-R-SB12, 2946 nucleotides long. RefSeq lists its product as hypothetical. NCBI's taxonomy places the organism in Eukaryota, Fungi, Basidiomycota, Agaricomycetes, Polyporales, Adustoporiaceae. The record is from RefSeq and is a predicted model, not a curated record. Bases 1 to 2946 code for a protein of 981 amino acids. The transcript is spliced from 10 exons.